Molecule: messenger RNA, 1014 nt
Organism: Callorhinus ursinus (northern fur seal)
Lineage: Eukaryota; Metazoa; Chordata; Mammalia; Carnivora; Otariidae
Product: signal recognition particle 9 kDa protein-like
Biological process (GO): SRP-dependent cotranslational protein targeting to membrane; negative regulation of translational elongation
Cellular component (GO): signal recognition particle, endoplasmic reticulum targeting
Molecular function (GO): 7S RNA binding
Source: RefSeq, a predicted model, not a curated record
CGGUCUCCGGCAGCCAGAGGUAGGUGGUAGGUGGGCCGGGUCUUGCCGCCUGCGGUCCCCGGCCUCGCCCGCUCGCGUUCCGCUGCGGACCCACGAUGCAGUACCAGACGUGGGAGGAGUUCAGUCGCGCGGCCGAGAAACUCUACCUCGCCGACCCUAUGAAGGCCCGUGUGGUUCUCAAAUAUAGGCAUUCUGACGGGAGUUUGUGUAUUAAAGUAACAGAUGAUUUAGUUUGUUUGGUGUAUAGAACAGACCAAGCCCAAGACGUAAAGAAGAUUGAGAAAUUCCACAGUCAACUAAUGCGACUUAUGGUAGCCAAGGAAUCCCGCAGUGUUGCCAUGGAAACGGACUAAAUGGUUUGAAUUGAAGAUCUGUCCUGUUCUUAGGAAGCAAAUCUCUUUUGAAUCUGAAAAAGUGUUGGGAAAGAAAAUAGUUUAUGUAACUAAGUCGGCUCUUCAGAAGUGGGGAGAUCAUUUUUUGUACUUUGUGUUUUAAUGUUUACUUUAAAGAGCUAGGAAUGUAAAUGCUUUCAGGUAGAAAACCUUUAUUUAUUUUUGAAAAUUGAACAAAUGCAUCUAUGUUGGGAAACCUUUUGCAGGUUGAUAUGGGGCAAAAUAUGUAAUUAUUCUAUGGUAAGUUUGUAUCAGUAAUUUGAAAAAGGCAAUUCUUCCUUAAAUUUAGUUAAUCUGUCUUUAAAAGAAAAUUAGAUGUAACCAUUUUGCCAGAUUGAUAUAUUUCUUUUGGAGCAUAAAAUUUGUGCUGUUGCUGACCAACAAACAUAAAAUAUGGUAACUGGAAUUGCCUGUGCACAGCAGUGUGCCUGACUAUGUAUAAUAUAGUAGUGUAGUCUCAGUUAUUUCUAAUAACCAUGGAAACAAGUAUGCUUUACUUUACCUAAAACUUUCCAAAUUUAAACUAUUUUUGAAUGUAAGGGAUUUGUAGUAUCAUUAGCUUGUUGAGCAGAGACUUGCUUUGAAUCUCGUUUUCAGUGCUCAGAAACCAGCUGCGGUUACU